AUGACCCCGUCCAGCCGCUCCCCAUCGCCGCUGAAGCUGGCCGUUCCCGCAUCUCUUCAGCACCGGCCGGCACCAGUGUCGUUUUAUUUGAAAGCCGGGCUUCUUGGCUUCGCGAUUGGCGCCGCACUGGAGCUGACAUUUGUCAAGACCAACUCAUAUGAGAUCAUGAAGAAGACGCAAGCUCGCAAGCGGCUGCAGGAGCAACUGGACUACGAGGCGCUGCUACAGUACCAAGAAGAGCAGAAGGUCAAUGCGACUUCAUCGCGCCCAUAG
This is a messenger RNA of Polychytrium aggregatum, 273 nucleotides long. RefSeq lists its product as uncharacterized. The record is from RefSeq and is a predicted model, not a curated record. Bases 1 to 273 code for a protein of 90 amino acids. Lineage: Eukaryota; Fungi; Chytridiomycota; Chytridiomycetes; Polychytriales. The transcript is spliced from 2 exons.